Messenger RNA from Schistosoma curassoni, 883 nucleotides. Lineage: Eukaryota; Metazoa; Platyhelminthes; Trematoda; Strigeidida; Schistosomatidae. The record is from the annotation of a GenBank genome assembly.
CGCGAAACACAGGUUGCGCGGUACAUCCCAGUGUCUAUGACGUUCUAAACAUAACUCGGCCGCAGUAUCUCUCACCGCUGAAAACAACAGAAAUUGAUUUUAACGUCGCGGAUGUCUGAGUCUGCUUGUGACUAUCUUAAAAGGUUUCUGUCUGAAGUUGAUGGGAUCCUCGGUAUCUUUGUUGCGGAUAAAGACGGAGUCGUUGUUGCAAGUGCCACAAUGGAUGAUAUGCCUGAUCAAGCACGCUCACCAUAUGUUACUGCUGCUUUUAUCGUAUCAUUACAACAAGUAAACAAACUAGAUCUUGGAGACUUAGAAUGGAUGAUCACUAGCUAUCAAGAGAUGGUGAUCUGCCAGUUUCAUUUUACAUGCCAAUCAGCUUUACCAUUAUUUCUGACGGUUGUUGGCUCCAGUGAAUGCAAUAUAGGAGCUAUAAUCGCACUUGAACCAUCCAUUCGUCCGUUAUUAAAUCGUUUAGCCCCGGAAGCAUCAUCAAGAAUACAGAAUGAGGCUAUGCUAAGCCGUACCACAAAUGGUCCUUAUUUUCGAGUAUAAUACUCAUUAAGUUUUGGGAUUAUUUUUCGGAGCCGAUUUUUUAGUUGUGUAAUUUAUCUUGUAUAUUAAUCAGAAACUGUACAAUAAUACUAUUAAAAUUUACACAUUUUAUUUCUAUCUUGGUGAUUCCUCAAUAUAAUAUUUUGCAUACUUGUACUAAGUUAUCCCAAACUAUAUGAUUUGUAGUAAAGGUUUUGGAUAUAAACAGCCGACCAAACCUAUUUGCAAUUGAUAAGCAUAAGCAGUUCAGCACGCACUAUAAAAUAAUACUAAAUAAGCUUACAUUCAAACCUAAUAUCGAAUACAUAUGAAUUGGAGUAAACACUGC